AUGUUAGACGUUUUUGUAGGUGAAGAAUCGAAUGACAUAAACAAAUAUGCAGCUGUUCUAUCCUCCAUCAAUUCUUUUCAAAGAAAAUUCCAAGAUAUCCUAGCAGCGGAGAGAAUUUUCGGAGAGAAAGAGAGCAAAGAAAAAUUCUCCAUACUAUUAUUAUUAUUAUUAUUAUUAUUAUUAUUAUUAUUAUUAUUAUUAUUAUUAUUAUUAUUAUUAUUAUUAUUAUUAUUAUUAUUAUUAUUAUUAUUAUUAUUAUUAUUAUUAUUAUUAUUAUAUUACAUCAGUCCCCAAUAG
Messenger RNA from Necator americanus (New World hookworm), 297 nucleotides. RefSeq lists its product as uncharacterized. NCBI's taxonomy places the organism in Eukaryota, Metazoa, Nematoda, Chromadorea, Rhabditida, Ancylostomatidae. The transcript is spliced from 2 exons. The coding region runs from base 1 to 297 and encodes 98 amino acids. The record is from RefSeq and is a predicted model, not a curated record.